Salvelinus namaycush (lake trout) is the source of this 1490-nucleotide messenger RNA. Its product is annotated as voltage-dependent T-type calcium channel subunit alpha-1H-like. The annotation marks the transcript as partial. Lineage: Eukaryota; Metazoa; Chordata; Actinopteri; Salmoniformes; Salmonidae. The transcript has 2 exons. The record is from RefSeq and is a predicted model, not a curated record.
GCUCUGUGACAUCUGUGCAUUCCCAGCCAUGUGAAGACCAGGCUGUACUGCCCAGCCUCUCUCACCCUGUUCCCACUCACAUCGCCCCGCCAAGGCCCUCGCCCAAGGGGCUGCGCAGACAGCUGGCUGUGAAGGUGGACUCAGUAGAGAGACAGGACCCCCUCUCAACCCUUCCCUCUCUCCCCUUGUCCCUCCGCCUGCCUUCCCCCCGCCCCCUCUCUCCCCCCUUCCUCUCGGACCCCGCCGACGAGGAGGUGUGGCACAUCACCAGCUCAGCGUGCCAUUGGUGGGACAGACAUGGAAGUGGGCGGUGUCACUCCCUCUCCCCCUACGCCUCCCCUGACUCCCCCCCCUCCCUGAGGAGCCGAGGGAGUGCGCUCAGUCUGCUGGGGGCGGGGCUAAAAGGUCACGACCCGAGGAAGGGCUUCAGCGUAGACACCCAGGGCUUCCUGGAUAAACCGCGUUGUCCUGACGACCAGCGACGACACUCCAUCGAGAUCUGCCCGUCCCCUCCGGAGGAUCCGCCGCUAGGCGAGGGGUGGGAGGCGGACGGGGAAGAGAGGGGGGUGAGGAGGCCCAGGGGUCAGGGGUCAGAGGUUAGAGGUCACAGGAAGAAGAGGAUGAGCCCACCCUGCAUCUCAAUCCACCCCCCAUGUGACCCAGCAGGCCGUGGCCCCUCGGAGCCGCAGGCUGACUGCAACCCGCUGCUGAGACGCAGAACCCCCUCCUACGACGUCGCCGACGCACACGCUCCCACAAACAGGCUAACGCCGACACACACACCGACACGCACACUCACACCUACACACACGCCGACACAUCGCCACACACCGACUGACACACACACACUCAUACAGACUCUCCCUCACGCAGUAACACACACACCGACACGCACACUCACACCUACACACACGCCGACACAUCGCCACACACCGACUGACACACACACACUCAUACAGACUCUCCCUCACGCAGUAACACACACCCCGACACACACACUCACACACCGCCUGGCCCACGCACACACUCUUAUCCGUACACAUACUCUACCUCAUUCCCACACACACACCCCGUCCCCCACACACACCCUGUCUCACACACACACCCCGUCCCCCACACACACCCAGCCCCUGAACUCUGACACUAGCCCUUCCUCUCUCUACAGUGACUACAAACCACUCCCACAGUUCACCUUCGACCAACCGGAGCACAGAUACACGAGUGGCAUGUCCGCUGGCCUAUCGAGCAAUGAUCCAGCCACAAGUCCCUCGCUCUUUAACAGCAGGGCGGGGUUUAGCUCGAUGAACAGGAGAACUGCCCAAUGAGAGCAGAGCCUGGUACUGUAUUAGGAGAGGGAUUCGUCAGAAAGCCUAAACCCGAUCCAGACGGUGUGGCCUGAUCUGGACAGUGACGGGUUGGAUGGAGAGAGAGAGAGAGAUGGGGGAGAGAGAGAGAUGGGGAGAGAGAGAUGGGGGGUGAGAGAGAGAGAG